AUGGCGCGAAAUGAGGAGAAGGCGAUGACCGCGCUGAACAGGUGGACGGCCCAAAAGAGGGACCUGGAGAAGGCGACGACGGGCUCGUCCACGUACAUGGGCGGUGCCCUGCCUACCGAGGCGCAGUUUGGCCAGUACGCGGCCAAGAAGCGGCCAAAGUUGUCUUCGGAGGUAAACACCGUCAAGGAGUGCGAGAAGUGGCGACAAGAGAUUAUCCAGGGCGUGGGAAAGAAGAUCGCGGAGAUCCAGAAUGCCAGCCUCGGCGAGCACCGCAUUCGCGAUUUGAACGAUGAGAUCAACAAGGACCUCCGUGAGAAGGGCCACUGGGAGACCCGCAUCAAGGAGCUCGGUGGCGCGGAUUACAAGGCGUCAGGGCCGCAGACGACGGAGGUCUACGGCGCCGAGCUGGCCUCGCACGCGGGGUACAAGUAUUUUGGCGCGGCGAAGGACCUACCGGGCGUGCGGGAGCUGUUCGAGACGGAGGUGGUCGCGGAAGCGCCCCGGAAGACUAGAAAACAGCUCUUCAAGAAUAUCCAGCCAGAUUAUUAUGGGUGGCGGGACGAGGAGGACGGAAUGCUGUUGUUAGCCGAGCAGGGGUUCGAAUUGGAGGCAGUUCAGAAGGAGGUAGCGAGAUGGAAUGCUGAGACCAAGAGUAAGAAGGCCAGGGCAGCAGAGGAUGAGGGCGACGAUGCAGCGGAGGCCAAGGCGGCCGCAGAAGCGAAGGCCCCGCCGGCGACGCAGCCUCCACCAGAGAUACCAGCAGCCAAGGCAGUGGCCGACUUCAAGGCCUACGUAGAUGUGCCGACCAUGGAGGACAUCGAGCGGCUCAUCGUGAAAAAGAAGAAAGAGGCGUUGCUCAAAAAAUACAUUACGCCUGACAUGCAGCGCGAGGUCAAGGAGUCGAGCGAGCUCUUGACAGGUGAAGCAGCCGCUUCCGCACCGAAGGGCGACUCCAAGUAA
Molecule: messenger RNA, 960 nt
Organism: Prorocentrum cordatum
Lineage: Eukaryota; Dinophyceae; Prorocentrales; Prorocentraceae
Source: the annotation of a GenBank genome assembly